CAGAGAUGUGUCACCCCACCCAUCUGUGCCCGGACAUUGUUUUUUCCCACACUCCCUUGGGGCUGUCCCCACUGCUCUCCACCGAAACCAACAGUCUUGGUCCGGCCUGUCCCCAGGGGCAGGAGGAGGCAGGUGCAGACAGGAGGGGCUGGGUUACUGAGUGCAGUACUCUCCUGGCACUCGGGCCACUCCGCUGCCACCCAGCACCCUGAGCAGAGGGACCUAGGACGGCUCUCACAGCGGCAGGAUGGGGGCACGGCCUUCCAGCCCCCUGAGCAAACGGCAGCAGCAGCAGCUGAGGGGUCAGGUGGACAGCCUGCUGAGGACCUUCCUGCCCUGUUACCGCAGGCAGCUGGCUGCAGCCCUGCUCAGGCACAUCUCCCAGGAGCUGGGACCCCAGGAGCCAGCCAGGUGUCAGCUGUCCCACACCAAAAAGCUACCUCGAGUCCGGGAGCACCAAGGACCCUUGACCCUGUUGUGGGGCCACCCGCCACAGUGGCAACCUAUCUUCUGUGUUCUGCGUGGGGAUGGACGUUUGGAAUGGUUCAGUCACAAGGAGGAGUAUGAGUCUGGGGGCCGUCCCCUGGGCUCUGCAGCCCUGACGGGGUAUACACUGCUCACUUCCCAGCGUGAAUACCUCUGCCUGUUGGAUGACCUCUGCCCCAGCUCUUCCAGGGACCUCGCCCAGGAAGAACCACUGGGGGUGCUGGAGGAGCCGGUGAGCUUCGCUCUCUUCCUCGUGCACCCAUUCCGGGCUCAUCUCUGUUUCUGUGCACGCACUCAGGGGGCCCAGCGAGCCUGGAGGCUCGGCCUGCAGGGUGCUAUCCGUCUGAGAGCCACCGUCCUGCAGCGCAGCCGGGCACCCGCAGCCUGCGCCUUCCUGGACGCCGUGCGGCUCUAUCGACGACGUCGAGGCUGUGCGGGUGGCGAUGACGCGACGCUGGGCUCCGACGCCGAGGUGCUGAGCGCGGAGCUGAUGCGGAAGCUGUUGCCUACACUGCGCGCACAGACGCUCCGAAGCCUGUGCGGUGCGGGACGAACCCGAGCUCGGGCCUGUGCGGAGUUCCUCGACGAUGUGCACACGGCCGUCCUGGCCCGGGUAUCGGCGGGGCUACGCGCCUUCCAGCCAGAAAAGGAUGCGCUGCUGGCAGCGUUAGAGAGGAUGGUGCGUGCAGACCUGGAGCAGAUCCUGCAGCAGCGGGCGCACAGGGCCCGGAGACUGGAAGCCGAUAUCCGGGAUGCACUAGAGUUGUGCCUCUGUCACACCGUGGACCCGCAACUGCCCCAGCUUACCCUCGCGCUGCUGAGCCCUGUGGAAGCCACGCUCCGAGCUGUUCAGACCCUCCUCAUCCGGGGGAUGGACCGGCUGUUCAACUGCCUGCGCAAGAACCCUUCAGGCACUCGGCUGCGCAGGGAGGUUUAUGAAUUUGGGGAGAUGCCGUGGGACGCAGAGCUGAUGCAGGCCUGCUAUGGGGAGGCAGAGAGGAACCGCAGCCACCUGGCUCAGCUGGCAGAACCCUUUGGCUUCCUGGGAAUGCGGAGUCUGGUGUUUGGGGCCCAGGACCUUGCUCAACAGCUCAUGGCGGCCGCAGUCACCACCUUUCUGCAGCUGGCCGACCAGUGUCUGACAUCGGCUCUGGACUGCAGCCAGGCCGCGGAGCAGCUGGGGAAAGUCAAGGGCCUUGUGCUGAAGAAGCUCACCUCGGACAGUGAGAGCGCUAGGCGGAGGUUCACCCGGGAGUGGAUGCUGGGAAUCACCUGGCCCUUUGUGUGGAGCCAGCUCGGGGUGAGCUGUAACUUGGAGCAGCCUGAGGCAGAUGGGGACAUCCUGGCCAUGGGCGGCCAGGUUCUGACCACUGAGGGCGUCUGCAGGGAUGUCAUCCAGGGCCUCUUGCUGCAGAGGAUUGAUGGAGAGUUGAAGAAGAUUCUUGGUGCCAGUGACAGAACCUGCAGUCCAGAUGACGGCUCAGUACCCUAGUGGGACCAGGAAGGUGCAGACUGGGAAGAUCCAGGUGACUGUUGCCAUUUCACAGAUGAGGAGGCCAAGCCUCAGGUCUGAGAGAUGGAGAGACUCCACCCCACUCUCCAUUGCUUCCAAGAACCUUCCAGAUCUCGUCUUUACCCACCCACCUCUGGGCCAAGUGUGGAUGCCGGCUUUGUAACUGC
Messenger RNA from Acomys russatus (golden spiny mouse), 2166 nucleotides. It is a transcript of the gene Niban3, whose product is annotated as niban apoptosis regulator 3. The record is from RefSeq and is a predicted model, not a curated record. NCBI's taxonomy places the organism in Eukaryota, Metazoa, Chordata, Mammalia, Rodentia, Muridae. The transcript has 15 exons.